This is a messenger RNA of Necator americanus (New World hookworm), 393 nucleotides long. RefSeq lists its product as uncharacterized. Lineage: Eukaryota; Metazoa; Nematoda; Chromadorea; Rhabditida; Ancylostomatidae. The record is from RefSeq and is a predicted model, not a curated record. The coding region runs from base 1 to 393 and encodes 130 amino acids. The transcript is spliced from 4 exons.
AUGAUUCAAAAUUCCAUAAAUGUAUAUUUACAUAUGGAUCGUUUGCCAAUCGCAAUGUUAACCCAACUCGUCGUCAUUCUCGUAGCUCUGAGUUCUUUGGCUUUCACUCUAAAAUGUUACAGAGGAAUCACGAAUUCCGGCGACAUCCCGACUGUUCAAGAGGACUGCAUCAAGGCAACAUACUGUGUAAAAUAUAUGUUAGGGGGGACAAGUGUCGUGCAUCGAGGGUGCGACGAAGAACUGAUGUGCGAGAUGAAAGGAGAGGAAGUUGUGAAGAAAUACGGUCACAUAAAAUGGUUUUGUUGCAACAGAGAACUGUGUAAUUUCUCUUCAAAGCAAGCAGGAUUCCUCUUAGUUGUGUUGUUUUUGUGCAUUAGAUCGUUUUUCAUUUAA